This is a messenger RNA of Papaver somniferum (opium poppy), 333 nucleotides long. RefSeq lists its product as uncharacterized. Bases 1 to 333 code for a protein of 110 amino acids. NCBI's taxonomy places the organism in Eukaryota, Viridiplantae, Streptophyta, Magnoliopsida, Ranunculales, Papaveraceae. The transcript has a single exon. The record is from RefSeq and is a predicted model, not a curated record.
AUGGAAUCAAAGAUUCUUUCUUCUUCAUUACUAUCAUUACCUGAAUUACAUAGCCAAAAACUGCUACUACCAGCUCGGAAAAUGAAGAUAAGCAACAAGAGGAAGUCGAUUUCGAAGAUAAGUGCAAUGGGAGGAGAUUCUUCUCAAGAUAAUAAUGGGUACUACUAUGGUGGAAGAUUAGUCGAUGAAAACAUGAUUGUAUUGAGAAAACGUAUACAUGAAACAAAAAUGAUUGAAAGAAAUUACGAACCACCUUCGGAUUGGAUGGAAUGGGAGAAGAAGUACUAUACUAGUUAUCAUGCGAACAUUUGCAGUGUUGUUGGAGUUUUAUAA